AUGAUACUACUGUUUUUGGUUAUUACAUUGACAUGUUGCAAGGUAGUAACAGAUAAAGAUGUGACUUUCGACUGCAAAGAGAAUGGACUUUAUUGUAUUGAAGAUGGGAAACACGACAAUUUGUAUUUUGAAUGUUCUAAUUACUUCCGUGGACUGAGACCAUGUGCUCCAGGCACGCAAUGCAUUGGUAAUGGUCAAAAAGAAUAUGGGUAUAACCCAUGCGGAGUCAAAUCCAAUGAACCAACAACGCCAUCGGUCACUAAAAGUGAAGAGAAGAGCAUCGAUAAGAAGUCAGAAGAGUCAAAGAUUCCAAUAACUCCCCCAAUCGACAAAAGUGGAGAGAAUGCCAUAUGUAAAGAAGAUGGAUUUUAUUGUACUGGUGACAACGAACAUAGUACCCAAUAUUAUAUCUGCUCUGAGACUUAUAAGGGAUACUCUAAAUGUCCUCUCGGAACCAAAUGUGGAGCCAAUGGGCAUUAUCCAUUCACUAUCAAUCCGUGCAUUCUUGAUGGGUAUAUUUUUAAAUCAACUGAGAACAGCGAAGUUAAAAGUGUUGAGAAGAGUACAGAGAAGUCUUCAGAAGUGGAUGUUAAUGGUAUCGAUUGCAAGGAAAAUGGAUAUUACUGUGUGGAAGAUGGUAAACACGACUACCAGUUCUAUGUCUGCGAAGACACUUUUAAGGGUUUCAUGAAGUGCCCCGUUGGUACCAAAUGUGCUGGAGCCACAACUAAGCCAUACACGUCAAGUCCUUGUGUUUUACUUGGGGAGAAAUCUGUUGAAAAAUCACUUGAGAAAUCAGUAGCAACGCCUUCAGUCGAUAAGAACGAAGAUAUUCCAUCUUGCAAAGAGGAAGGGUUGUACUGUGUAUUUGAUGGUAAACACGAUCAUGAGUAUUAUAUCUGCACAGAAGCGUAUAAAGGAUUUUCUAAAUGCCCGAGUGGGACAGUUUGUAAAGGCAAUGGGAGAUUCGAUCUUAAAGUUAAUCCUUGUGUCGAAGACACCACUUUGAUUACUGAAACGUCCAAAGAAGAGUCUAAAGAGAAGAGUGAGCACAAUUCGGAAACAUUACAAUGCAAACAAGACGGGUUGUAUUGUGUUAUUGAUGGAAAACACAACGAGAUGUAUUAUCAGUGCUCCGACUUCUUCAACGGGUUUAGAGCGUGCCCUAAAGGAACAUGGUGUAAAGGAGAACAAGACAAGCCUUAUGAAACAAACCCAUGCGUAUGGUAUGACGAUACAACCUGGGCAAAGAAGAAUUAA
This is a messenger RNA of Entamoeba invadens IP1, 1260 nucleotides long. Its product is annotated as Cyst wall-specific glycoprotein Jacob family protein. The record is from RefSeq and is a predicted model, not a curated record. The transcript has a single exon. The coding region runs from base 1 to 1260 and encodes 419 amino acids. Lineage: Eukaryota; Evosea; Mastigamoebida; Endamoebidae.